Messenger RNA from Bolinopsis microptera, 2778 nucleotides. RefSeq names its product SANT and BTB domain regulator of class switch recombination-like. The coding region runs from base 84 to 1877 and encodes 597 amino acids. The record is from RefSeq and is a predicted model, not a curated record. NCBI's taxonomy places the organism in Eukaryota, Metazoa, Ctenophora, Tentaculata, Lobata, Bolinopsidae. The transcript is spliced from 11 exons.
ACUCGCAUUUUACUUUAGUGGCUAGGGCUAUGUAGUCUACAUUGUAGACAAGUUAUAAAACUCGUGAAGUAGUGAGCUAGAAAAUGUCCGACGAAGCGAAUCUCAGUAAGAAGAGCAGCGGGACGAGCAACAACACAAAACCAGCAAAAGAGGGUAAGAGGAGCAAGAAAACACGCAGCUCCGCUCAGAACACCAUUGUAAUACACGUGUGUGAUGAGAGCAAGAAGAUCAACCAGGAUUUCCAUUGUUCUCGUGACUUGUUGGUUGAGGAAAUGAAGUACUUUGCGGAGUACCUCGCUACUGAUGUCAAACACUGCGAAGAGGUGGACAUCUCGGUACACUGCGAUGUUCAGAUAUUCGAUUGGCUGAUGCGCUACGUGCAGAGAGAUAAAUCCGUGCCGCUCACUCAGUGCCAAAACAUGCCCAAAUUGGAACCCAACAAUGUCAUUUCUAUUCUUAUCUCUUCAGAUUUCUUGAAGAUGGACGCCCUGGUGAGGAUCUGUAUUGAGUACUGUCACAAGCACAUAUCCGAGAUAAUAUCUGCCCCCUGUAACAUGAACUGCAUCAGCGGUCAGAUCCUCACGGAGAUAGCUCAGUUGUUUUCUCUGCAGCAGAUCGAGGUUAUCAGGGACAGGAAGGACAAGUUUAAAAGUAAACUUUUUGCUAAGAAGGUGGAAUCCCUUCUGGAAGGUAGCAGUGAAACAUCAGAUAUAUUCAGGUGUACCAACUGCAAACGAAUUCUUUCCGGCCAGCUUCAGGGCAAAGUGCCGUGUACGACGGGCAGAAUGACAGUCGGUUAUAACGGUGUACUCAACUACAGCCACUCCAAAGACCUGCUGUUCAACAUGAGUGACCACCUGGUCACCAUGAGAACUGCCAGCAAGACAUGGCGUGACAUCUACUGGUCACUUUGGGCCACUCUCAACUACAUGACCUGUGAAAAGUGUCAUCACACCUUCCCACUUAAUGAGAACUAUGAGUGUCUGUACCAUCCGGAGAGAGCAGUGUUUAAGGAUGGCGAAGACCAAAUAUCAGCAGCAGUUGGAGUUUACCCUUGUUGUAGACAACGGGCCCUGAGGUUCGACCCUCUAACUUGCCCUCAGGGGUGUGAGAAGAUGAAGCACACAAUACCACAGAUAGUGGCUGAUUUGGACAAGUCCAAGUUUAGUGCCUACCCUGCUGAUCUGAUACAAAUGUUUGAGGAUCACGAGGAUAUAAUUAUCAACAGUAACGAGGGCGACAGGUCGUUCCCCACGUCAGAAUACAACAUGUUCCUGUACGAGGAGUUGGCGUGCGGGGUAGCUGUUACAAAGACACUUCCUGUUGAGAAGCUGGAGAAGCAGCCUUCACUCGGAUCCCUCAAUAAUCAGACCGACCAGGACUCAGAAUCUGUUGAAGGAGUAGAAGAGGACGAAACGGAGGAUGAGGAGGUAACUCAGAUCAUCAAGAAGAGACAACAGACCGCAAACAAGCGGCGCAACAAAGCUAACCGCAUGUUGCGCAACAGUGCUAAACAGGAGGAGCGCCCCCCUGAACGCUGUGAGAUUUAUGUGGAAAGUGUCAGUAGUGACGGGAGUAAGGUUAUGGGCGGUGGUGACUACGCUAGCAGCAAGAUAAGAUGGGAUUCACGGAGGUCCCGGCGCUGGAAUCAGGAUGCUCAACGAGAUGAUGAUAAACUGCGCACCGGAGAGCUGGUCAGUCAACUGAACAGUCUCAAACUUCAAAUGAAAAGAACUGACAUUACAAAAAGCAAGGAAACGCAUCCUGGGGGACUGUAUUACUUACUGGAAAAUAAAUUCAAGGCACAGAGAAGCAAUAACAAGGAUUCUGGACACAAUCGUGUUCCUAAACGCCGAACCAUUCUGUCCAUUCCCUAAAACUUCCCCGAACUCUCAAUAUCUGUAGGAGUAGGAGUUAUUGUAUUAUUAACAUCUAUGUUGUACAGUUUUGUGUAUAAAGUAAUGAUUGCUUCGAGGCAAAGGUUAUUUUUCAAGUUGUGUUUCAAAUUUAUAAUAGGGUUUAGAAUUCAGAUAGAAAAUUAGGUUUUUUAUUGAUCGACUUAUAACGUCCUACUAAGUAAAGGUCCUAGGCCGCAUUAUUUUCACAGUUCUAUUCAGGAGUCCUAAUAAUGUCAAAUUCCUUGUUUUAACGUUUUAUCAUUUCUUAUAGUUUUUAAUGAUUGUUUGUACCCUUUUAAGUUCAGUGAUACAUAGUCGCCAAGCUUACUACCGCAGCUUUCCAAUUAAAAUUAAAGAUAGACAGCAGAAAUGAGGGUUUAUACUGUACUGUAGACUAAUUUGUGUGUAAACUGUAAAUAAAUUAAAACUGUAAACAUAUCAAGUGCACAUUUUGUACAUUUUGUACAUGAUGAAACAGACAGCAACUGCAGGUUUCAUAAUAUGUAGUUGUAUGAGAUUUUAUAUUUACAUAAUCAAAUUUGAAUUUAUUACAACGUAUACCUUACUUACUUUCUUUGUCUUUGAAAAUGAUGUAGAUUAAAAAUGUAUCAAAAGUUCAUGUUUAAAAUCAAAACUGUAUAAUUGAAAUACUUACGAAAAUAUGUUCCAAAAUUGGGAAACACCAUAAUAUCUUAUCUAUUGUGGAACGAUUUUAAGUUGGCGGUUCAGAUCAAUAAUCUCUUUAAAGUUAAUAAAUUAAAAUGCUCAUUAAAAACAAGAGGACAUUUUAAUUGGUAGUGAUCAUUACCGCUAACUCUAAAUCAUCCCAUGGAUCGUUCACAUAUUACGUAAUAACUUUUUGAACAAUUUUAACCCCUCC